Messenger RNA from Pseudophryne corroboree (corroboree frog), 2653 nucleotides. It is a transcript of the gene HTRA1, whose product is annotated as HtrA serine peptidase 1. Gene Ontology annotation, cellular component: extracellular region. Gene Ontology annotation, biological process: positive regulation of apoptotic process; programmed cell death; proteolysis. The coding region runs from base 269 to 1654 and encodes 461 amino acids. NCBI's taxonomy places the organism in Eukaryota, Metazoa, Chordata, Amphibia, Anura, Myobatrachidae. Gene Ontology annotation, molecular function: protein binding; serine-type endopeptidase activity. The record is from RefSeq and is a predicted model, not a curated record. The transcript is spliced from 10 exons.
UUUUGGGGCUUUUCCAAAUAAAAGACGCUGAAUCAGUGCAGGGCUCUGAGGACAGAGAUCUGAGGCGCAGCAUCACCAUCUCCCUGCGGACAGUGCAGAGCUGGGUUCCUGGGCUGGGAGAUAACGCACUGCACGGAGAGCUGUACUUACUGUAUCGCCUGGGAUAAAGCCUCUACCUGCAAUACAGCCGGCCUGUACCUGCCUAGUGCCAAGGGGAUUCUACCAGGUAUAUUUGUUGCGCCCUCUUGUGGUUGUGCACGGUAUUGUCAUGCUGUGGAUCGUGGUACUUCUCUCCUUUGGCGCCCCCGCUGCUCUCCUCCCGUCCUCCGGCUCCCGGUGCCCGUUGCGCUGUGACCUAUCCUCCUGCCCGCCAGCGCCCACUAACUGCCCAUCUGGAGAGACCGCUGUGCGGUGCGGCUGCUGCACGGUGUGCGCGGCUGAUGAAGGGGAGCGGUGCGGGGAUGGACCCGCGGAGCAGAUGUGUGCCUCCGCGCUGCGCUGUGUGAAGAGUGCGGUCGUGGGUGCACCCCGGACGUGUCAGUGUCCAUCUCCCCAGCCUGUGUGUGGGAGCGACGGCAACACCUACAGCAGCCUGUGCAAGCUGCAGGCAGCCAACAAAGCUGUGCAGGGCCAGGGAUAUACAACUAUCAUCCCCAUCCAGAGGGGGGACUGCCUGCUAGGCCAGACGGACCCAGAUAGCCCCCGCUACAAGUACAACUUUAUUGCCGAUGUGGUGGAGAAGAUUGCCCCCGCUGUUGUGCAUAUCGAGAUGUUUCGCAUGCUGAAUUUCUUUGGGAAACGAGAAGUGCCGUCAGCCAGCGGCUCUGGCUUCAUUGUGUCAGAAGACGGGCUGAUACUUACAAGUGCCCAUGUGGUGACCAACAAGCACAGAUUAAAAGUGGAGCGCAGUGAUGGGACCACCUAUGAUGCCAAAAUUAUAGAUGUGGAUGAGAAAGCAGAUAUUGCCUUAAUUAAAAUCAAGCCAAAGGGAAAGUUGCCUGUGCUUCUCUUGGGCCGAUCUGAAGACCUUCGUCCUGGAGAGUUUGUCAUUGCUAUAGGAAGUCCCUUCUCCCUUCAGAAUACAGUUACGACCGGUAUUGUGAGCACUGCACAGCGUGGUGGCAAGGAACUGGGGCUGAAAAAUUCUGAUAUGGACUACAUCCAGACAGAUGCCAUCAUUAAUUACGGGAACUCAGGAGGCCCACUUGUGAAUUUGGACGGUGAGGUGAUUGGAAUAAACACACUGAAAGUUACCGCUGGCAUCUCCUUUGCUAUUCCAUCAGAUAAAGUCCGCAAGUUCCUUGCAGAGUCACACAGCAGGCAGUCCGCAGGUCAGGCAAUUAAGAAGAAGAGGUACUUGGGAAUUAGGAUGCUGUCACUUACUCCAGGCAAAGUGAAGGAACUCAGAGAGCAGCUGAAGGAUUUCCCUGAUGUGAACUCCGGAGCUUACAUAGUAGAAGUUAUUCCAGAUACACCGGCAGAAGAGGCCGGACUGAAGGAAAGUGAUGUGAUCAUCAGUAUUGGGAGUCAGACGGUAACAUCUAGCAAUGAUGUCAGUGAAGCUAUUAAACAGGAAGGAUCUUUGCGUAUGGUGGUACGUCGUGGGAAUGAGGAUAUCGCCAUCACAGUGACGCCAAAAGAAAUAGAUUUUUAAACGGGAGAAAUGAGCUGGUUUCAUAGGUCUUCCAAUAUACAGAUCCACAAGAUGACACUGUCAGUGAGAGGACAUUGUGUUUAAGCACUGUGUAUUAGUGACCCCCACCCAUGAGACCCCCUUUAGCUUUUGAAUACUGAACCUUCUGUUUCUGCACCUGCAACACCAGUAUGUGCCCUUCCCCCAAAUAUCGUGUUGGUUCCUGUGUCUUUACUGGUGGAGCAGUAGAAGGAAUGCUAAAAUAAAGAUCUGACGUUCCAACGUGGUGAUCUAGGCGAUAUAUUUACAUUUAUUGUCAGAUGUUUUGCAUUGUUUUGUAAUCUGUAUGUCAUUUGUAUUUAAUUUACUUUUCAACUCGUUUUGUUUAGAAAAAGAGUCAAGUUCAAAAUCACUCGCAUACACUUUCAGAUUCAGAUUUUACCACAUGACAAAAACCCACAUCAAGUGACCAAUUAAUGGACCAGUAAUCAGUUAUAAUUAACUAUUGCUGCCGGUAUUGUACACUGGUCCAUUGGGCUAACUAAAAGAUUAUUAUUGCCAGCUUGCAAAAUGCCCUAGGCAGGUGUAUCUGUGCAUACCACAUACCUCCCAACAUUCAGAUAUGCAAAAAUGGGACAAAAGAAGCCCCACCCUGAUCCACACAAACUCCAACAUGAUUCUCCCGUUCCUGCCUAUAUGUCCAUAAAGGAGGGCCCACUUAGGUUCCAAACCCACUGCUUUUAAGGUUUAUCAGAUUGUCCUAUCAAAGUUGAACAAACGGUAGAUUUGGGCUUGACGCAUUUUGUGGCCUGUACUAGUAUCUGUGAAAGUUCAGCCUAUACAUUUGCUAAGAAUUUUUGAGUGAAUUAAUAGGUUUCAUUCCCAUUCAUGCUGGUUCAGCCCAUAAAAUAUCUGCUUACACUGUAUGUUGAAUUUGUGUUUUUGGAUCCCUAGAUCUGAAAGGUCACCCGGAGUGGCUAUUGUUUCUUUCUUGUACUAAAGGUGAAUUUACAUACUAAA